UGAUAGUUUUCGAACGACACUCUGAAACAUUUAUUUUAAAUACAUUUGUAUCUUAAAACGACCUUUUAGUUAUCGAUAUAUAAAAGAACGAUAUAUCGGAAGCAGAACAAUUUUCUGCCAACUUCGUAGUGACCUGCUGACGUUCUACUCCAAAGAUGGCGGUGAUGAGUACGCCAUGUUUUUUGUGAUGUUCGCGCAUUAGAAAAAUUUUUUGGCAAUCGUAAUUCGUAUGAGCAAAAUGGCUGAUGAUGAUCCGUGGUUAUUGAAGGAAGACGGCUACCUGAACGUGGAUACCGAGUGUAAAAGUAUAACCUAUCAUCCCAAUUUAAACGUGGUACUGAUAACUACUGGCAGUGCGCAAGUAUACGUGUUUGAUGUCAACUCCGGGGUGAUCCUCCAACGAACUUGUCUAUCCGGUAAACCUGAUGGAAAACUUCAAGGAGUAUACUUGGCAGAAGGAGUCGAUAAAGUAUUAUAUACUGAUGGAAAAGGAAUUGGUAUACGCAGCGAUUACAAUGGUGUUCUGCUAUUAGACACCAUACUACAAACUCCAGUCUCUCGCAGUGAAGACAUUAUCAAACUAGAGCUUUUGCUGUCGGAGGCUAUAUUAUUGCAAAAAUGUUUGAGAUGUGUGGAACUGCCUGGCAUAGAUCAUGUACAAGAGGUGUUACAGGAAUUGAGUGUGAAAAUUCAAACAGCACAGGCAAAUCAGAAAAAGGGUAUCAAAGCACAAAAGUGGAACACAAUAUGCUUGGAAUUACCGCACGGAGCAAUAAAGCUUGUUUGCUCAGGACUUGUAAUGGAAUUGAAGAGGCUGAACAAGCACAUACCGGCUUUGCCCAUCGCCUCAGCCAUCAACGAACGACUAAACGGCCUAUUGCCCAGCCUCGUACUCGAAGGCGUUCCAGUCGACAGGGCUCUUAUGUUUAGCGAGGCAGCUCGACGUGAGACAUUUUCCAAAUGGCCACACAUGAACUACAAAUGGGCUCUGCCGGAUCAAAUGGCUCAGGCUGGGUUUUAUCACCAACCAAAUUCAAUAGGGGAGGAUCGUGCUAUGUGUUUCACUUGCAACGUCUGUCUUGUCUGCUGGGAACCUACAGAUGAACCAUGGUCCGAACACGAGCGACACUCACCUGCCUGCCCGUUUGUCAAAGGAGAAUACACGCAAAAUGUACCGCUCUCUGUUACACUUGCCACUGCUCCUGCUCGGGAAUCCGGCGAUGCUGUGGAAGUGAUAAGCACGACAAAUGUCCCAGGUCUUGUAGCAACAGCUGCUUAUAACGGUCUCGUAAAUGUUUGGAACAUCAAUAAACAGUUAAAAAGAGAAUUGUCUUUCUUCGUUGUUCCUUGCGAACAGGAAGCAAACAACAAAGAUACGUUGCAGUUUUAUGCUUUAUUUAGAAAUCUAACAACACCGUACCUGCCGAGUCUCGGUACUGAGACCGAUCCUCUUUCCGAUUACAAACCUUUCAAUUCUCACAAACUGCAGCUUACUGCACUCUCGGUGGUGGGUGGACCAAAGUCACAGGCCGAAAAUGUGAAGACUACAAGUUCAACGACUUCCUCUUCGGUGGCUAUUGAAAGUAUAGACAGUGGUGGAAUCAGGCCGUGUUUAGUGUGCGGUGUGUCAGUGAGCGUGAGCAAUUCUCCACAAAUGAGAACUUUGGAAAAUGUGUGGGCCGCAUCAACGGAUUUGGCCCCCUCGUCAUCGUUAGUGCGUGCUAUGAAUAGUGUGAACAGUGCUGCCAGCGAUAGCUUAGAUAUUAUGAAGGUAGCCGACAGGUGUACACCCACGAGGUCCCAUUACUUAGUACUGUACGACUUCCAUCAUAAAGCGGUUUCGACGCAACCGACGAAAGAAGACAGUGCCAAGGAUCCUAAAGCCAAGAAGACACUCUCGGGAACCGGAACAAGCGCUAGUUGCAAUGGUGGGCGACAGGAUAGUUUGUAUCAGGAAUUAUUCCUUGGGAAGUUCUUAUACGAGGUUCCGGUUAUCGGAGAUGUUAAUUCCGAAAUGGUUGUGGGGUCUCACUUCGAUGGCAUCUUUUCCCAGACUGCUCUUACCGCCACUUCCUCCAACGGUAUGUUCUCCACACCUAUGGGCAUUACAGUCGCUGCCUCCUCCAGUCCCUUUGAUGCCAAUUUCCUUCCUAUUAACUCCUCGGAACAAUUUCCCACCACAUCUGACAUUGCUGGACUUCAUAAAAAGGCGUUAGAUAUGAUGAAAGGCGUGAAGACCGAACCAAUAGCUGUACAGACUGUGUGCAUCAAUGCACCUGAUUCACUCAGAGUGACGUAUACUGUACCAUCCAGAGAUGGUAGGUACUUGUAUGUGGCGCUCUGUCCUGCACCGGAUAUUUCACUUGCGGAUCCACCACCUUCAACGAAUACCAAUCAGAUGGAUAUUGAUGAAGACAGUGAGUUCUUUCCUCCUAAGAGUUAUAUGUAUUGGGACCAUAAUGAGAUGCAACCUGGAAAACUGAUAAAUGGAGAAGUUCACAAUGAUGUCAGUAAUACUGCUAGCAGUAAUGCGAUUUUGCUCGUUUAUGCUUUGGACUUUACUGGAAAGGUUGUCAGAUUAGUACCAGAACCGAUAGUUAAACGGGAAUUGCCAGCGGAUCAAGUACCCGUGGAACAUGUUCUUUUACCUCUACAAGAGAAGCACAGAGAUACUGGAAUAUCCGAUAUCACUUCCGCCGCGAGUCCUGCUGCUGCUUCGAUUGGUCAAGAGCCUCGCGGACAAGUGGCCUUAGUUUGUAAAGACGGCGUCGUACGACUGCUGGACCUCAGCACUUUGAAGACUGUUACGGAAGCACGGUUGGAUGGCUGCAAGUUCAUUUCUGCAGCAUACUGCAAUAGUCUUGAAAGACUGUGUGUCUGUACGAACGACGGUGCUCUUCACUUUUUUGCUACCACCGAAGAAGAUGACUCUACUGAAGAGAAGGAGGAUGCGGACGAUGUGACUAUGGUAACCGAAGGCAGCAUCAGUCAUGAACACACUGCUCCUAGUACAUCGACCUCUUCAGUAAUUUACCAGGAACCAAUAAUAGCACACAGAUCCAAUUUAACUUAUUCCGAUUUGAGAACUUUGUACGAUCUCACGAGAUUCGACAGGCAUUCCCCAGGUUAUGGCGCAACAGUUCCACCUUGCUGGAGUGAAAUGAUGCAGGCACAGAGGCAACGCCGACAUCCUCAGCAUCUUCAUCAAUCCGAAGAUCAACACCAUACGCGGACUUGGCGUUUGCAAAAUGACACGACAACAUGGGACGAACAUGUCUUUGAACUCACUUUGCCGAAGACAGCUUCUGGUACCGUUGGUCAUGUCGAUGUUAGAUUCAGUCUACACUCACCCUGCCCAGAGCCACCAGCCAUCCAAGUGACUCUUCUAAAACAAAAUAUUACGGGGAUUGGACAUCAUAAAUCUCCUCUCACCCCUGUUGACGAGAGGAUAGACUUUAAUAUCGGAAACGAUCCAAAGGGUGAAAAUCCUGUAGUCACCGAGGAAUACCAGAGACAACAUAACACAGAGAUACUGUGUGGACCUAUCAAUCUUCAACGUUGCACAGAUCUUUCUGAUCACUCGGGCUGCAUUACACUUACCAGUCCUAAACUGUUUCGUUCUAAAGCCAGAACGCUUCUAGUACAUAUUAAAGCAUUCAUAGAUCCCGCAAAAGAUGGAGCUGCUGCGAAAUCCAGAACUAAUUUAUUGGAAUCGAAACCACCAACUUCAAAGAAAUUACGAAUAGACGAAGCAGGUCCACUCUUACCAGGAGCAACUGUUGAAAGACUUGCUGCAGGUGCAAAUAAAAAAUUGGAAAAUUAUAUAGGAUGCGAUUGGAUUCAUGAGAUAUCGAUUACAGUAAGAUCAGUUCAUUCUAUCAACAUACCGAAUGAGAGGUUCCAGCGUUGCGCAAUGUUAGAAUCCAAGAAUUUUAUUGAAAAUUUACUUAGCGUAGCUUGUCUGCAACAAUCAGACAAGUCGCCAAUUGUCCAGUCUCUUGCCUUAGAUAUUCUUAUAUGGGUAACAGCCAUAAGGCUCACGAGAUUGCGCACAGGUCAAGGUAGCACAGCAACCAGGGCUAUGCAAUUGGAGACAGUGAGCUGCGUGCAGGGUCGUUUGUCGGAUUUAUUGCGCACAUGCCUCUUGCAUGCUGGAAGAAGUGUAGCACACAAAUGCGUUAAACUUAUUGUUCUUUGCAGCGAGGGUCUUCAUAAUUUGGAUGAACCUGCUCCACAUUCUUUUGACGAGGCUGUUCUAGCUGUUUUGGUAACUCUGUUACCUUCGAUAGCAGGAGUGCAAUGGGCUGGUUCAUUAAGAUGGUUGGCUGUAUUAAUUACAAGAUUAUUACCAUUAGACAAGAAUCAUUGUGUUGCUCAACAAUGUGUCACUCUCGUACAGCAAAUAGCUACAGAAAUGUCAAACAGAGUUGAUCCGUAUCACCUCUUACUUGCCACCAGAUUUGGCUUGUAUAACACGCCUUUCGAAACAGAGCUCUUCGACAUGGAACCUCCAAUGCCUCCGAAAUUUAAUUCGAUGCCUGUAACAUACGCAACAAUUUUAAGCGGCGAGCAGUCAGGUCCUUCCUCGACUUCUAGUAGUUCAAUCUAUUCGCAGGACGCCAUUGAUUUGAGGGAUCUCCUUACACUGCCUGCACAUCCCACAAGUGACUUCAUAGUACCCAGUAAAUUAAAGGCACUUUGCGCUAAUCACAGUAUGAAAGGUCUCCUUGAGGUCGAACCUCUUCAUUUUACUUGCCAUGCCGCCUCUGACGGUACUAAGAUGGAGAAAAUCGAUCCGGGCAUAAAUUCGGUCAACAUGGGCACGACACUAUACGACAAUGCCGCAACGAACAACAAUGCUGCACCAGACAUCAAAAUUAUUCAUCAUACUUACAACUUGGAUGCUGGAUCGCUAGGACCAGAUCUUCAAGCUAAGUUGUCAACCAAAAUAUGCGAUCUGCUUAGUCAUUAUAACGUCGAAAUGACUAAGAAGACAACCGCUGAACUGUCGCUCACAUCUGAUGAUCAAUCAGACAGUGACGAAGUUAACAAUAUGCCUGUUAUAACCCAGAACUGGGUUAAGCCUAAUACGCCUAACCCUCACACGUUAACUUCUACUACUGUAACAAAAGAAAAAUCGUCAAUACCAAAUACCGGUAUUACUGCGAACAAAGUCAAGGACAACAAUGCCAAAAAGCGAGAAGAUGUUGCCUUUCCUUGGGGUAGAUUACUCUGCUGGCCGCCACAACAAGCAUUGGUUGUUGAACGAAUGCAUUCAGGAGCACGUAGAUUUGUCAUCUUGGAUUUCGGUUCACCGAUACUACUCACGGAUCUGAUGAUUCCCAUGUGCAAUGAUUUGGUAUCGCUUUCUAUUGAUAUCUGGACUAAGAGUGAAGAGAGCGAUGGCACACGUUUAGUGGUUGCCGGUGAUAUUGGAACUAAACCCUUAGUAGUGAGUGAUCUUCAGCCACCGCCAGUAUGCAGAUAUUUGAAGAUUACGACUAUCGGUCGCUAUGGCAUGUCCACAACCAGAUGUAAAAUCCCAUUGGGAAUGUUCUAUGGACAUAUGGUUGUUCUACCCGGUGAAGAUUAUUCCGAGCUUAACAGAUCUCAGGCUGGAUUCAAUGGUACAGCUGAUGCUUCUUUACAGGCUACCAUUGAAUCUCAAUGUAGUGUUUUAUCUGCUCUUGCUGAAGAUGUACAGUGCCGAUAUAGCUUGGCUACUGAGAGGCUGAAGAGUCUUUUGGACCCUUUAUUAUGUACCGAGACACCUAACGUGGUACACAUGCAGCAUUAUCUUUAUCGUAAUAAAACGUCCACUGAAAAUAAGGAGCAACCAUCCUCAAAGAUACUAUCCACUUACCAGGAAUGUAUAAUGUUUCAACAUCAGCUGAACGUCGUUCGCGGUGUCUGGCGUCGUUUAGAAUCAUGGAGAGGUUCUCAGAAUGUUCCAGUGGCUUCAUUGGCAAGUACAUCCAGCGAUAAGCUUCGUGUCCUGGGUGAAACUUUAUUGGAUAUUUUGCUCUACACUGUUUAUGAAAUCGGACCAGUGCCCAGUAUACCAAUAUCACUGUGCGAAGUCUUCACGCCAACAAUCUGUGAGAAAUUCUUUCACUCCGUUUGUGUGGUAACACCUGUACCUCGAUUACAACUUCACGCAGCAGCAUUGUUAGCUCGUAUGGCUGGUUAUCAGUCAUGGUGGGGCGAUUUUCUGGCUAAUACACUGAUUAAUCUAUACUCAGCCUCCUCGACGCAUAUCUUUCCCCAAGACAGGGUGUUCAUAUUGCUAACAUUCCUUGGGCGUAAGUCAUUGAUUGCCGGAGCUAAUAAAUCCUCAGUAGUGGACGCGAUGGUUCGUACGUUGGGUAGACUAUUGGCUCCGUUAUCCACUGGUCAGGCAUCCAGCUCAAACCGACUGGAUACAACCCUUAUUGGCUGGGUUCUCCUUUUCCUAUCCGUCUGCUUAGACACAACCGCUAUUCAUCCUCCCUGUAACGAAGAGAACCAUGAGAGAAACAGAGAACAAGGUCUCUCGUCUCGAUGGGAAUUCGUCCAAGGUGAAUCCGCUAUGCAACGUAAAUUUGUUAGCGCCAGCAGGUCCUCUGCAUCCCGAAAUUAUCGCAAAAAGCUACAAAAACGAUUAAUGCAUCACAAACAGCAACUUCAGGAUCUGGAACAGACGAAGAAAGCGUUCCACGUUUCCUCACAGUCGUGGUCCGCGCUAUCCUCUCAAGCAGCUUCGUUAUCGAGCAAGAUAGAAGCGGCUGUCAAAUCUCAGGAGCGCUUUUUUAAGAAGACCCUGAAGCAGCACUCUGCUAAACACUUUAAAGAUCUUCUCAGCAUCAGAAGAAAUGAGAUACAACAUCUCACUCGAAGUCCUAGGUCUCAAUCGCAACCUAGUACCAGUCGAGCGGAAGUGAUAGAAAUGCCGGAUGUGGACUUCAUGGCAAACCUUUCACAUCAGUAUGUUCUACCUGUGGCUCGCGGGCUCGUAGCUCUUCUACUAAACAAUGCAGCAAACGUGGAUAUGUUCCUAUUGACUUGCAAGGUAGUGGCUAGGCUAGUGGUAUCCACGCGUCCCGCAAUUAGCUUGGGUGAGCUUAUGACUGAGGAUCAACUCCUAAAGUUAGUCAGGCUGGCUACUGGAACAUCAGCUGCUGCAUGGUCCUCGCACGCGGUCUCGUGUCUUCUCCAAGACGUGCUGGAAGGUGGAAGACUAUUUCCUAGAGCUUGUCCUAUCCUCGAAGAAAGUCCUUCAGAAGAGAGUUUCGAUACUCUGCCUCAGGAUGAAUCUAGAGCAAACGACGAAGAUGGGGCUGGUGUUCCUGGCCCAAGUAGCUCCGGCACGACUCUUGGUAACGAUGAAGGAUUUGCCGAAGCCGACGCAGAUGAGGAUACGCAAGAUAGCAUUGUUGUCACACCUGCCACUGCUGCUGCAAUUUCCAAGUCCAAUGUAUUCACUAUAUCUUCUAUGUUUGAGUCUGAUGACAGUGAAUUGGAAGACUUCCUGGAUGAUAUACUGGAACGCAGUAGAAAUCUUUUGAAGAAAGGCAGUGCAGCUUCGAAAUUCUCUUCAGCAAGCUCAGGUAUUUCUCUGGCUGUGGAUGUGAGAUUAGAAUAUGGUGUCGAAACUGGAGCUGAAAUUGCUCUAAGAAGACUUUCGACCCUCGGCGCAUACAAUCUACCACUCAGCAUAAAUGCUACGAUACAGCCUACGUCAUCUGAACAAAAUCGUGGCCCGCAAACAUCGACGUCAAGAAAUUCCACAUGGAAUGAUAGAAAUCAAGAAAUAUGGAAUUCUACAGAGUCAUCACCUUCAAGUUUGCCGAUGCUGGCACGAUGCUUUGACAAGAUAUUCAGUGAUUUAUACCUGCAGAGCUCUGGGACCAGCUUAGAACUCGUCUUACAAUUAUGGUUGACAUUAAACUUGGAUGCUGCGACUGAAACUUCCUCCAGCAACUCUACACAGUUUGAUCCAUCUUUAACACCAGUUAUCCCGCUCAAUUCCGCAAGUAUAUCCAGCCUUAUAUCAGCUCUUUCAUGGCGCCGAGAAGUCUCUCUACGAGCCUGGUGUUUAGCGCUACAGUGCUUAACACUGGCCAGCAAUCAAGCGCCGCAAACAAUACAAGAUCCAACUGAACCAUCAACCAGCAGUCAAGCACGAGAUGGCGCGUUAGGUGGAGUAGCCAGCUGUAUCGUUAAAGAAUGGAAUUUGGGAACCAUGCUGUUGCGGCUUUUAUCCGGUAAUGGAUCAUUCGCCGACACGACUGAUAAACAAUACGUUAUGGCUGGACCCACGGUGUGUCAAGCAUUACAAGAUUUUCUGGCGAGAAUAGUCAUGCAAAGUGAUCUUACUACACCAGGCGUAAAUCUAGAGAAUGAACUGAAUGAAGUUUUACUUUGGGUUGUGUAUCAACUAGUACAGCCAGGAGGGGCUUUGGUCUCUCGUCGAGGUCCUUUAGAUGCACAGUGCAAGAUUAUUACGUGUCUUAUUAAUAUAAACUUUACGAAUACUAAUCUGGGCACUGCCGUAAGCAUCUCAGAGUGCGUCGGUGUUUUAGUUUCUACGUAUGUAAGAGGAGCCGGAGUGGAAGCUCAAUGCGGAGGAGCAGUAGACUCUGCUAAUCAAUCUGGGGGAUUUGGUGGAUUAUUUGCUUGUGUCCUCGGUGGAGAUUCGAGGCACGGUCGUCCUGCAUCUUGGGAUACACUCGUAGUAGCUCUUAUAAAGCUAGUCUGCAGACUCGUUCAAACUCCGCUACCAAAUGCUCGACCUACACAACGGGACGGUGCAUCUGAUAUGGAAGUUAGUGAAGCAAACCAACGUCCUGGUACUAGUACUGGCGCUGAUGAGCAGGCGAAAGUCAAUAUCUCACAGACUGAUGAAAGUAAAGUAGCCGAGCAACAAACUUCAAUGCGACUACAACAAAGUACAACGACAAAAUUACGUGUGCCAUGCGUCGCAGAUACUGUGUUGCAACAUGAGCCGACCAUGAUGCGAUUACUAGAAGCAUUAGGUCAUAGUACCGGAUCUUCUUUAGCCAUGCUAUUGGGUGAGGGAACCGGAACCGGAACUGCCACAGAACUUGGGGAUCCAGCCUCUAUUCCUGAUGCAACUUUCCAAUUAUUAACGACACUUACCAAAAAAGCCAGUAACCACAGGCUGGUUCUCAAUCCAUUGUAUCGAUACUUGACGUCAUGUCAGGUCGACGGAAUGCAAUUAUCAGAACCACUUGUCUGGUAUAUCCUAAAGGUUCUUGACAAUGAAGCUUCCCUGGCUGUAUUCACAGCAAUGGGCGGUGUCAAAGUACUUUGUGAAAACUUGGUUAAGUCUAGCAGCAAUGGCAACGGUACUUGCUCCGUUGCUCCAGGCGUAAUCGCUCUGGUUAUGCAGCAUCUUUCGAACUCACCAAGCCUUGCUACAGCGACAACAUCCAGCAGUAAAAAAUCCAGCAAUACUUUGGAACCCUACGAAGAUGGUUUAGUCAACUUUGCACCAUUGGGAACGAUAUCCUGGCUAAAUCCUACAGCGCAACCUGCUGACGUUCUCAUUCAGAGCUCAGCAUCUCAUAGACGAGCUAGGACUCCUGCAUGGUCAUAUCAUUUUUACCCUGAUGAAGCCUGGGUCGAUCUUGUCAUUACUCUACCAUGUGCAAUUUUAUUGAGAGAAGUAGAAUUACAACCACAUCUAGCAUCUCUUGCCACUUGUCCAUCCGCUGUGGCACUAGAGAUUUCACGAGAAGGAAAUACUGGUCUUACACCAGUAUGUCCUCCUAUGCCGACUGCGGGCCUAACCUUCAUACGCCUGACAUUAUCUCAGCCGGAAGUCGCCACUGCUGUACUGGUACGGUUAUACAAACCGCGAGAUUCGACUAAUAUAGGUCUGAGUCAAAUACGAUUAAUGGGUACUACAACUUUUGGUGAAAGUAAAAUGAAUAACGAGGCUAUAGACGAAGAACAGCUUACAAAAACUAGCUUGGGAUGGCUAAGGCUGGUGCGUCAGUGUUUCUCAGUGAGCAGUCUGAACAGCAGUUUAUUCGAAGAUGUACUUCAUUCUGCAGCCUCUGUCGAAGGCUUAGUUGAAGCUUGUUGCAAUCUGUUGCUGCUUCCUGCUCCAUCAUUAUUUACACCCAAUUUAGAAAAGGUACUUUUACAACUAGGAUUACACUUCCGUGAACUGGGACUGAGGCUCAUAAAUCUUCUAUUGAAUAAUAGAUCCACACCACUCCUUCACGGACCUGGCGCUUCUCAGGAAACAUCAACAGUACAGCUUGUUGUAGAGUUACUUCAACAGCUUUGUUCUGCCCAAGAUGCGAGCACUGAAGCGCGCAUGUACGCCGUACUCUCUUGGCUACACAGUUCGGCAGUCAAUGCUGUAGCACGAUCACCAAAUAAUCCUAAUACCAUAUCACCACCAGCAGUCUAUAUUCAUUGCAUAUCAUCCAUAAUUUGGAAAGCCUAUCGACAACAGGAUCUUAACUAUGAUUUGCCAUCCUUGCUGACUGAUGAUCUGUUCAAUGCACUAUACCAAUGGACUUUGAUACUGGGAACGCAUUCGGCCUUGAAACAAGCUAUUGAUUCUGCUCUAUGUGCAUUUUGCUAUGUGAGACCGUCCCUUAUUCCGAUGCUUCUUCAGAGAGUACAUAUUCUCGUGCCCAAUCUGGCUACUGAUCACUCUGCAUCUAUUUCGGAUGAUCGCAAGGAGAGCGAAGGUCAGACUGAUGACCGGAAGAGUGAAACAGAUGCUGAAGAAUGGUACAGCAGGCUUGUAUUACCUGAUUGUAAAAGAUUGCACUUGACAGAGGGUCAGUUGCUGACUGUUGCUGCUGCAGCACGAUCACCCUCUGGCAUCCGCCAGCUGAUUGAUUCCGGUCUUCCUGCAUCGCUCACAGCAUCCAUUACAGAAUUUUGUAAACUAGAAAAACUAAAGCAACAACAACGUAAAUCAUCGACGGAGGAAAGACCUCAAGGUGUUAGUGCUGAAAGUUUGAGUUUGACAGACAACGAUAAAGCUGGAGAAUCAUCUGGCCAAUCCGAUAACAAUUUUAAUGGUCUUUCGAUGACCGAGCCCGACAGUAUAGCUGUAGUAUUGGAAUUUUUGUCUCUCGUCUGCUCCGAAGCCAGAAUGCGAGAUUGGCUUGGAAAAGAGGGUCGAGGAUUUUGGCUUCCUUUGUUGUCUCUCCUAAGCAAUCGACCUAUUGAGAAUCCAUCUGCUUCCAUUUCCAGGUGUUCAAAGACCAAUGUGUCCUAUGCAAGUCUGGAAAGCGCCAUGAUUAAAUUCUUAUCAAGAUGUUGCUGGUGUCAUCCCGUCAAUCAGCACUUACUAGCUGAACUAUUGACGGAUGUGAUAUCCCAGCAAAGAGCACCACCAUCUGUACGCCAUCUCCAUGGAAUAUCUGGGUUCACAAGACGUUUGAUCCUGCAACUAUUAUUAGAGGGUGAAAAAGUUUUGGUAUCGGUAACGUCUGAAUCACCAAUGAAAGUAUCGAACACAUCCAUGAACCAUAAUACACCAUCGAUGCCACCGCAUCCAGCAUUCCCACUGGGUCAUUAUCAUCAGCUUCUUUAUAUGUCAAUUCACGCAACAGUGGCUGAUAUAUUACAACAAGUAUCAGGUACUUGGCUACUUUUGCUACUUCCCAAUACCGAUAAGGGGAAUGAUGCUAGUACAAGCAAGUCUAAUAGCUCACGCGAGCGUUGGGAAUCGGGCAUGGCCUUGGCGGUGGACAUGCUGAGUGUUGCGGCUGGAAACACGGCAAAGGAUAAGAGGGCUAAAGAAGCUUCGAAUAGAUCGCAGGCUCGCGGUCCUGUCAUAAGAAAGGCCCGUUUGAAUUCCGAUGGUAGUACAGCUGGAUCUAAAGGCGCUAGUAAUAAUCAACCAGGAACGUCUUCAUCGAGUAACUCUAAUCAGCAAUAUCUGACGCAUUCGUCGCGUCCCGAUACGUCAUUGCCAUCACAAAUGACAAUUGCGCAACUUUUGGCGAUUGCCGAGGACACUGGAUCAUCUCUGUCUAAACCAUGUUUACAGUUGUCGUUGCGACAACGUAACAAAGAUACCAAAGAUGAUCUGGUUAAGCAAAACGACAUAGAGCUGCUGUAUUACAGGAGUAUAAGUAGUUCACUUGAGGUGUUUAGUGGUGGAGGUGGUUUAGCUGUUCUGGCUAAACAUCUUCCUCUAGUAUAUCCAGACGCUGGUAGAUCACCACCCCAUAUGGAAAAAUCACCAUCACCAGAACAGCCUGAUGCCGAUUGGGUGAAAGUCGAGGCGAGUGGUGACGUUUACUAUGAGGUUCCGGAUGAAGGUGGAAAUCCUGGAACAUCAAGGAUACCGCCACCGGCACCACAUGUUCCACCCCAUUCGUUAGCAGCGUUUGGACUCUUCCUGAGACUUCCAGGAUAUGCCGACGUUCUGUUGACCGAUAGAAAGCGCGCUCAAUGUUUAUUAAGACUUGCGCUAGGAGUGUCCGAUGAUGGUGAUGGCGGAGAUGUUCUAGCUUCACCUUUGGCUUCAUCUCUUCCGACCUAUCCAUUCCUGGUUUUGAAACAUUUACUGAAUAUAACGCCACCUACAACGGACGAUGGUUUACUUCUACGACGUACGACCAUUGAAGUGGGAGCUGUUUUACUAUUGCUGAACUGUCUAGCAAUAUUCACACAUCAAACGGGACACAAUGAGGGAUCUGAACAGAGAUUAGGUCAGAGUGGAGGACGUAGCGAUGACAAGUCGCAUCUUUAUUGGGCUAAAGGUACUGGCUUUGGUACUGGUUCUAUCCAACAGUCCUGGAAUGUGGAACAAGCUCUACUGCGUCAACGAUCUGAAGAGGAACACGUUACGGUUCUACUUCAAGUACUGGCAGGCUACGUGGGCCCUGGCGGACAACCGCAAAGAGAAUUACCUGCUCCAUUUACUGACUUAUUGGCACGUUCUUGCUUACUUCCGGCACUCUCGUCUUAUCUCAGAAAUGAUUCUGUUCUUGACAUGGCCAGACAUAUCCCUUUGUAUUGUGCAGUCUUGCAACUGCUGACAUCCAUGGCUCUUUCAAGUCAAUUGGCACCACUUCUUCUACCUAGAGGUGGAAGGUCUGGAGAGCCUUCUAUAGUAUCUCUUUUAUCCAGUAUGAAAGUUUGCGUGGACACAUACGUGCAUAAAAUUAACCGUACUCGGGGUAACAAAUCGAAAUCUGCCUCAAAAUAUCCAGAUGAUACAGAACAGGAUGAGGGUUUAGCUACCCUGAUACCAUAUAUCCAGGACAGUGCAACUAUUGUUCAAAACGCUACUUCAAAGCUGGCCAGUAUUGGUGAAGAAUUAGCUGGUCCCAGUCCUACAGCCCCGGAAUUGCCACUACGAUCCAUAGAACAGCGAUACCUUGAAGUGAUGAAGAAUCUGCAGUUUGAUACAUAUGAGAUGAUAACAGAAAAUCUGGAUGGUUCUGGAUAUUGUUUCGCUGUGUCUUAUCAUUUUGAAUCCAAUAUGAGAGCCGCAGGCGAAAGGAGUCAUCCAGCAAGAGUAAAACGAUUAGCACAGGAAACUGUCACACUCUCUACUGCACUUCCCUUAUCGUACAGCAGUAGCGUAUUUGUCAGAUGUGAUGCUGAUAGGUUGGAUGUUAUGAAGGUACUAAUUACCGGUCCAGCUGAGACACCUUAUGCUAACGGCUGCUUCCAAUUCGACGUGUACUUCCCACCGGACUAUCCUAACAGCCCUAUGAUGAUAAACUUGGAAACUACAGGUCGUCACACAGUCCGUUUCAAUCCAAAUCUAUACAACGAUGGUAAAGUGUGUCUCAGUGUCUUAAACACCUGGCAUGGUCGACCUGAAGAGAAGUGGAAUGCCCACACAAGUAGUUUUCUACAGGUUUUAGUCUCCAUACAGUCAUUGAUCCUGGUAUCGGAGCCAUACUUUAACGAACCAGGUUACGAGCGAUCGCGUGGCACUACCAGCGGCGCUCAAUCUAGUCAAGAGUACAACGCCAAUAUUUGCCAGGCCACUGCUAAGUGGGCGAUGCUUGAACAAAUACGAAAUCCUUGUCCCUGUUUUCAAGAGGUGAUACAUACUCACUUUUGGAUAAAGAGACACGAAAUUGUCGCACAAUUAGAAGGUUGGAUAAGGGAUAUGGAGCUACAUGGGGCGGAUCGUCGAUCAGGUCGAACCAUCUCUCUAAACGCUCUGGCUCUGAGGAGACACUAUAGGCUACUACGAGAAGAGCUGAAUAAACUGCCAACACCGGAGGGUCUAGAGGAUCUUGUGGAACCACUACCAUCGCCCGGAUCACCUCUAGAGCUUUCAGGAACCCCGGGUACACCAAGCACACCUCCAAUGGCCACAGUACCAGCGACCACAUCUAUGAGCACGGUGAUAAGUAAUGCCAUCGCUCCAAUUGAUAAUGCCGGUACUAGCAAUCACGUGCACCACGACAUCGACACUGAUGUAGAGAUGGAGAAAAUGGUCUCAAAAGUGUGUGAAUAGUUAAAGGGUGUUAAUAGAGAGAUUGUUGGACAUUUUGAAAAGUCUAUUGUUAGUGUUAUGAACAAUACACGGUAUGUGACUACGGAGCAGCAUGUACAAUUAAGCACGGCUGAGAAAUUGACGAAUUGCCAGGAAGCAGCAAACAAGGCGAACAAGAAGAUGAUAGACAGGAAGCGGGGUGUAAGCCGGAAACAGAGAACAAAAAAUACAUGAAGGGAAAAUGAAACAGGGAAAAUAAUAUUGUCAAAUGAUAAUUAUGCAAUGAUAAUGACAAUGACUAUUCAAGGACGCAUGACGGAACGAAUACGAAGUUAUACGUGACGAAAAAUAAUAAAGAGUCGCAAAUAACGAGAAAAUGGCGCGCGGGCACAUACGCGUAUUAGGUACUUUGUCGUAGCUGCUGCUAUACUAUAUGUACACUGCAUUCUAACUCUGUACUUUACUAUUAUAAGUACCAAUUGUUACUCCAUAUUUAUUAUACAUGUUCCUCGUUUAUGUAGCUGGGUACUUCCCUACGUGCAAUGCGACUGAACUUCAGCGAGAGUGCUUUUAAUGAGUGGAAAACAAUUCUUAUUAUUAGAUUGCGCAAGGAGGCGUAUACUAUACGCAAAAUGGAAUUCAAGAAGAAAAAAAAAGAGAAAGUACCGCUUUGUCAUAUACUUUAUCUUAUUUCAAAUUCGCGCAAUAUUUCAAAAACGGUUUAGUUAUAUUGUCGCAAGAGAUUGGUUCACAGCAAAAGUAACGGUAUUGAAAAAAAGCAUAUUAAAUUUGUAUCUUUUUUUAAAUUAUAAACGAACGUACGAUUAGUCCUUUCAAAAGUAAUUGACUUUGACUUAAACAGAGACAAGCGCCAUCAAUCAAUUUCACAUUUAUUAAUUUUUUGUCCAUUAUACGUAAAAGACCAUACGAUUUUCGUCUCUGCAAUAUUGACUUCCGGACUUUCCGUAAAGUGCGUUUGAUGUAGAUAGCAUACUUGAUACGCGAUGAUACCUUGGUACCGAUUGCGAUGAACUCCAGUACCGAUGAUCGUUUACUGUAAAUAAUCGCCAAUAAGCAAACAAAAGAUCCCAUACCCGUCUCUAUGUUUAUAAUUGCGAAUUACUAAUGAGAGUGUCCUUAAGUGUAUUACAUCUGACGCAUGGACUCGUAAAAUGAUUGGAUAUAUGAAUCACAUAUGAUGCAUGGGAAAGUGAAUGUGUUAAUAGUUAUUUAUAAUAAACAAUUAUUACCACGUCA
This is a messenger RNA of Cephus cinctus (wheat stem sawfly), 15700 nucleotides long. It is a transcript of the gene Bruce, whose product is annotated as baculoviral IAP repeat-containing protein 6. Bases 230 to 14464 code for a protein of 4744 amino acids. Gene Ontology annotation, biological process: regulation of cytokinesis; negative regulation of apoptotic process; apoptotic process. Gene Ontology annotation, cellular component: nucleus. Gene Ontology annotation, molecular function: cysteine-type endopeptidase inhibitor activity; protein binding; ubiquitin conjugating enzyme activity. The record is from RefSeq and is a predicted model, not a curated record. Lineage: Eukaryota; Metazoa; Arthropoda; Insecta; Hymenoptera; Cephidae. The transcript has 50 exons.